AUGAGAGAGAGUCAACAACAAUCAACUGAUUUUUAGAAUUGAAUCGUUCUUAAUUUUUAUUUGUUUUUCUUUCUCUGUCUUUCCUUGAUUGUUAUUCUAUUUGAUUAGAGUUUGUUACAAUUAAUUGUGUUUACAUUGUUUCUAAUUACUUAUUCCAAUGGCUGCUAAUUCAGCCUCUGUUAUUCCCAAUCUUUUUGUUACUGGUUCAACUCAGGAGCGGAAGGAACUGGUGCGUAAAGGUAUACCUGAGCAAUAUCGUGGUCUUGCUUGGCAAUAUUUGUGCAAUGCAACUUCACCCGCUAUUAGAGAAAAAUAUUUCGAAUAUCUUAAACAGGAUUCACCUUGUGAGAAAAUAAUUCGACGUGAUAUUGCUCGUACUUAUCCCGAGCAUGAAUUUUUCAAAGAACAAGAUGGACCCGGUCAAGAAGGUCUAUUCAAUGUGAUGAAAGCUUAUUCAAUACACGAUAGUGAGGUCGGUUAUUGUCAAGGUAGCGCUUUUCUGGUUGGUGUUUUAUUACUUCAUAUGUCACCUGAAAUUGCUUUCGCUGUUCUGGUUAAAUUAAUGGAAGAAUAUCGACUCAGAGAAAUAUAUAAACCCACCAUGGCCGAAUUAGGAUUAUGUAUAUAUCAACUUGAAUGUAUGGUUCAGGAACUUUUACCUGAACUGAAUCGACAUUUCCAACAGCAAAAUUAUAAUACAACCAUGUACGCCUCCUCUUGGUUCCUAACCCUGUUCACAGCAUUUCUACCUUUGCAUAUCGCUGAGAGAGUGAUUGACUUAUUUCUGUCCGAGGGAAUGGAGAUGAUCUUUCGUCUAUCAAUCGCUUUGUUAAUGAUUUGUAAAGAGGAAUUACUUAAGCUUGACAUGGAGGGUCUUCUAGAGUAUUUUAGGAAAGAAAUGCCAGCUCGAUGUGAGAUUGAUCCAGAUUAUCUGGUUACAUUAGCAAUUCAGAUUAAAUAUGAUCAGAAAAAGAUGAAAAAACUAACCAAGGAAUACAAUGCAUUAAAAACCAAAGAGCAAGAAGAACAGGUUGAACUUAGAAAACUACGAACUGAGAAUCGUUUACUUCGUCAGCGGAUUGAAAACUUAGAACAGGAAAGUGGUGAGCUGGCUGAUAAAUUGAUCCAGGGUCAAGUUUGCCGUGCACAGGAAGCGGAAGAUAAUUUUAUUAUUAAACGUGAAUUAUCAACCUUGAAACAGAAGCGUAUUGAUCUAGAGAAAGAGAUUGAAAGAUUGGAAUUAACAAUCAAAGAAUUGAAAGAAAUCAAUGCUCUGAAAAAUUCCCUUGAAUCUAAAGAGGCUGCUCAGGUUAUCGAUUCCUUACAAGAGGAAUUGGUCGCAGUUAAACUGAGAGAUGCUGAAAACAAUGAUGAGAUGAAAAAUCUUCGAGAAAGAAUCAAUCAACUGGAAGAGGUUAAUCAGCGUCUUCGUGAGGUACCACCGGAUCAUGCGGUGGCCCAGUUACAAGAAGAAUUGAUUGCGGUUAAACUUCGUGAAGCUGAGGCCAAUCUAUCGAUGAAACAAUUGAGACAGAAAAUUAGUGAUCUCCAGCUAAUGUGGAAUGAACAUUUGUCCACCUCCCAUGCAAACUCUGACUCCUCCCAACCCAAUAGUUUGGAAACAGCAUCCAAUUCAACUCCUUCAGCCUUAUCGGUAACCUCUAGCCCGUUAAAGAUGCUUGGUAAUUCACUCAAGCGAAGCUCCGACUUUUCAAAUGAGAUUAGCAAGUUAAAACAAGAAUUGAUGAGCGCUAAAUUAAGGGAGGCCGAAGCGGUUGCCGAAUUGAAAGAGUUGCGGCAAAAAGUUAUGGAAUUGGAGACACAGAACCAGGUCAGUUUAAAUCAGAUUCGAAGGCAGGCUGAUGAGAUGAACAAGGUUCGACUCGAACAGGAAUGUGUCACCGAUAAGGAGCGAAAAUUGUUCAAUGAGAUACAAGCAGAGCGACAUAAAUACACUGAACUUGAUGCUAAAUAUAAAGAACAGCAAAUGAUGAAUCGUAUCAAAGAUCUGGAAUUAACUCAAACUAUCGCUGAGCUCAAACAAAAACUUUAUUCAUAUGAAGUAAAGAAGGAAGAAUUAGUUACUGUUAAAAAAUUAAUGGAAAGUGGAAGUGAACCUCAAGAUACCGAUGAACUUCAUGAUCGAAUGGCUGAAUUACAGACAGAGAUGUUUCGACUUGAAAUUCAAAAGAGAAAACUUAAUAAUCUUCACCAUGCAAACGAAACCGCCGCUGAGUAUCUACACCAAUGUAAACCGUAUCAAGGUGAAAACAACAAGGCUGAUCUGACAAUCACUUGAUUACUCUGAUUAGAAUAACUAUAUUUAUCUUUAGCAGCAAUAAUACAUAAUAUAAUUCAUCACAAUUCUUUUAAUAUUAACACAAAGAGUCAAAAAAAAAGGUUACCAACCAACAACUAUUAACGGGACUUCAAGAAGGCAAUUUAACAUCUCCAGAUGAUUUAGUUGAUUGUUGAAAUUGUUCAACAAUAACUAAGUAAUUUCAAAGAACCCCCAAGAAAACAAGCAAUUAAGCAAAAUUAUUUCUCCACAUCGUCAUAAUCACACAAUUGAAAUUUUUUCCACCAACAAGCAAAGGAAACAAAGUUUUUUUUUCACCAAAAAUCAAAACAAACUAAUUGGAUCAAACUUGGCCUCCAAUCUCAAUCAAUUAUUAUCAUAGUCGAAAUCAGUUCAAUCAAAUCAAAAAGAAAUUAACUCAAGGUAGACACACACACACACCAAUCAUCAUCCAAUUUAGGAAAUUUAAACUCACCUGCGGAUCUAUUAUCAUAUUCACCGAGAUCAUCAAGUUCAUUAUCAUCAUCCCGCCAUCAACGUCAUCAUCCAUUCAGCAAAAUCUUUUUGCUUUUUCUUUACUCAAACUGCAAAAAUCGCUCACUCACAAAUUAGCUUAUUCUCUUGCAUCUUCUCUUACUUUUAACCUUUCAAUUCUUUCAAUUCUUUCUUUUUUUCUAUUUAUCUUUUUCUAUUGUUUCAAUUUUACUUUCUUUUUCUUACCUUUUAUCUUAAACUUCCUUUUCUCAAAAUCUCUCUACUCAAUUUUGUUGUUUCUCUUUCCUUUUCCUCUCUCCCUUUAUUUCUCUAAGGUUUUCAUCUUCUUUUUUUCGUCACUACUUUUUUUUCUAAAACAACAACAACAAGCAAAAACAACUAAUUCAUAGCACUAAAGAAAGAGAAAACAAAGAAAAGAAAACGAGAAGAAAACAACAAAAAAAAAUGAUUUUCCAAUCAGCAUCUUCUUUGCCCUCCGGGUUUCUUACCUUUUUCUUAUACUUUAUUCUUAGUUGACUUCGGAUAACACAUAAUAAAGAUACAACACUUUUUUCCUUA
Panonychus citri (citrus red mite) is the source of this 3352-nucleotide messenger RNA. RefSeq names its product ecotropic viral integration site 5 ortholog-like. The coding region runs from base 158 to 2299 and encodes 713 amino acids. The record is from RefSeq and is a predicted model, not a curated record. The transcript is spliced from 6 exons. NCBI's taxonomy places the organism in Eukaryota, Metazoa, Arthropoda, Arachnida, Trombidiformes, Tetranychidae.